Molecule: messenger RNA, 1671 nt
Organism: Pyricularia grisea
Lineage: Eukaryota; Fungi; Ascomycota; Sordariomycetes; Magnaporthales; Pyriculariaceae
Exons: 1
Coding region: 1-1671 (556 amino acids)
Source: RefSeq, a predicted model, not a curated record
AUGAAGGGCCAGGCCAAUGAUAGCAAGAGCUUCAAGAUGCCAUCUCUUCUCUCAAACACACUCGUCCUGCCAGGACACAUGCCUUCAAAAUCCACUAUCUUUGGUCCUCUAGCCGACAUAUCACCUACAAGUGUUUGCGGCCCACCAUCCAUGGCCCUGCCAAUCUUGACUGCACCCAAGUCUAGACCUGCGCGGGGCACCAAGCGGAAGCCUGCCAGUGCGUCUGUUCAGGCACGGCAUUCGGCAAAGAGGGCCAGACAUCCAAAGCAAAAAGGGAGUGUGUCGGAGCGACAAAAAGUCCUGCGAGAUGCGCAAACACGGUCGGAACAGUGCACAGAGUUUUGCACAAGGGACAAACACGUGCGACCACCGUCAUCAGCAUCGGGGGAAGCAGUCGCGGAGGAACCCACUGAGAAACUCACUCAGGAAGACAUAAUCAAGCUCUUACCUGGCUCUCAGCACGGCCACGCCACCGACAUCUUUAAAAGGGGGUUUUGGAGCACGGGUCUCGAGCAGAACUUGCGCUUGCACCGGUGGACAGCUUCCGACGAGGAGGCCCUUAUCAGGUCGUGUCCGACGGUCUCUGCCGCUGAGCUGUAUAUCUGGCGUGCCAUGCCGCGGCUGUUUGACUGCGAAUUGCCGGAUCUGUUUAGAUAUGGCCUUGGCAUCAGUUUCUACCCGGAGGUUGCACCGGUUAUCGUUAGCAGCAGCACCGAGCCGACUGCACCUAAUGUUUUCUCGGGCAUCGCUGCAUCACUCUUCCCCGACACCGCAAUAGAUGGCCACCCUGAGCCCCUCAUCGAGGAGUACUUCAAGGCCCUGGCGAGGAUCCUUCCCCACCCCGUCUGGCGCGGCGACCCGUCAAGGCUGCGCUACGGUCUGCAGCAUGCCGUUCGAGCACGCAUUGGCCCGACGCACGUAAAGCCACUCGUCCCGCCCUACUCCAAAACUACAAACAACUUUCCAGCGUUCGCAUGGGCGUGCUGUUCGGCGCCGGACACGUCGCCGUCUUAUACCCGAAAGGAGCGGGACCGGGAACUCGGGGUCUCCAUGCGGUGGAUGGCCAACAUGUACAUCGUCGCCGACCGAGAACUGAGCGACGUGGUCGACAACCUCCUCGACAUGUACAGCCACAACGAUCCCCACAACCCCGACAGCAGCCAGCGGCCAAAGGUCGACGUCCAGGGCACCGAUCCGAGAAACGUCCUCUUCGACCUCGAGCUCUGCGACCUGCAGGCCGUGUACCACGCGCUGGAGAACACGCCACAGACGAUCGACCGAGACCCCACCACGCACGAGGUCAUCGCGACGCAGCCGUACGCCGCGCCCUCACGCUUCUUUAUCAACGACCUCAAGACGGCGCCAGACAUCACCAAUGGCGAAUCCAGCGAGGUUCUGGUCAAGUGGGUGAGGAACCAGAAGCGAGAAUGGAUCCUGUCUCGUCGCAGGGAGGCCCUCAUCCGCCGGCGCAUGCAGAAGCAGUCUCCUUGGCACGAGGCCAAUAACGCCCACGACCAGCCGUACCUCCUCGACAUUCCACCGUUCGACCCGGACGGGAAAUACCAGACGUGGCCAGCCGUAACCAAGGGGCAACUGGCGGUUAUCCAGGGGCUGGUCACCAGGACUGUACACAGCUCGGCGGUGGACGAGACGAGGCAGUUCAACCCAUGA